AUGAUAUGUAAGGCUGAGUAUAGUAAAAUUGGGUAUAAUGGCGAAAUGGUUCUUACAAAAUAUGAUAUUAAGGAGUUUGAAUCCACUAAGCCUGAGAAAGAAACAACAUUUCAUGUUAUAUCUAGGAAUAACACUGAGUCAGGAACAAAUAAACUAGCUGUUUAUUCAGAAUUAACUAAAAAUCCUUCUAGGAAUAAGGGUAAUAAUAUAGAUGUUGAUAAUUUAUCUCACAUUCACCUUAAAACAAGGAAUACUAAAUUAAGUACUAUUCAACCCAGAGAUAUUCAAUUGGACAAUUCAUCACAAAGGUAUUAUAAUAAAGAUACUCAGCAUUACAAAGUAUGUGAUAAUAGUAAGACAGAAUAUAGUUCGAUAAAUUCAACAUCAACAACUCUAAAUUCAAUCGAAGUUUCUAGUUCAAUAGGAAACUCAGGAAUUGAAAUGAAGCGAAAGUAUUUUGUUAAGGUUUCACCAAUAAACACAAAGUAUAUUGCCGUUGUUAGAACAAUAACAAAUAGUACCCCAUUACUUUUAUGCUUUGAUCAUGGGCGAGAUAAGACUCCUAGAGAAAUUAUAAAUUUAAAAAGUAGUUUUAUAUAUCGUGGUGUUACGGAAAGAGGACCAUGUAUUUGUUUAAGAUCUAAAGGUGAGUAUCAUCACAAAGCAGCAUUAUCUUCGGCAAAAGUAGUGGAUAAUCCACUCUCUAAUAUUAAUGAUGAUAUUUCAUUUUUUAAUAGUAAUUUAGAAAGUAACAAUAGCUAUGGUUGCUCGAAUAUAGUUAAUAGUAAUUCAAACAAAUCUAAUAUAGAGAAAAUCCCUAAUGUAAUGUAUGAAAUUGAAUGCCAUAAUGACUUUAUUGCAUGGUGCAAUUUUUUUUCAUCAAUUGGAUUACCACUUGGAAAUUUUCGUUCUUUAUUUCAUACUACCAAAUUGAUUGGAGAAGGUAGUUUUGCUAAGGUAUACAAGGGGCGCAAUGUUAUUACUGGAGAGGAUAUAGUUAUCAAGGCUGUUGAUAAGAAGAAAGUAAAGGAGUCAAACGUCUAUACAGAAAUAGAAGUGUUACGUAAAGUGCAUCAUCCACAUAUUGUCCAUCUGAUUGCUUCAUUUGAAGAAGAUGAUCAUGUGUGCUUAGUUUUAGAGUUUUUAGGUGGUGGAGAAUUAUUUGAGUGGAUUGCUCAAAAAGGUGCAUAUACUGAAGAACAAGCCAAAGUAGCUAUGAGACGUAUUUUGUUAGCUUUACAAUGGCUUCAUACAAAUGACUUUGUUCAUAGAGACUUGAAGACUGAGAAUUUAAUUUUAGAAAACAAAGAUUGUCCUGAAUCUCUUAAGAUUAUUGAUUUCGGACUAGCUGCUUCUCUAGGAUCACCUGCAAUGAAAAUGAGGUGUGGAUCACCAGGUUAUGUAGCUCCUGAAAUAUUAGAAGACAAGUCAUAUAAUACCAAAGUUGAUGUAUUUUCUAUUGGUGUAGUACUAUAUACUGUUUUGGGGGGAUCUCCUCCCUUUCCUGGAAACAAUAUGAAAGAAAUACUUAAAAGAAAUAUCCAAGGUAAUAUUCAAUUUAGCAAUUCUAGCAAGUGGAAAAGUAUAUCUUCUUGUGUAAAGGAUUUAAUUAAAUGGAUGAUGGCUAAGGAUCCUGACGUAAGAUGUACUGCAGCACAAGCCAUUUAUCAUCCUUGGUUUGAGAAAAUUCCACUCCAAUCAAAGUUCCUCAAAGAUAUUGGUAAUGUCUUGUCAACAAAUAAAGUACAGAAAUUUUCGCAGGUAUCACAUCAAAUUAAUGUCAACCCAGUUAAGGUAAUUGGGGCCAAGGCUAAUGAAAGUAUUAACUGUAGGACAGCAUCAAUACAAACAGAAAAAGUGUGUGUGAAGCCUCCCUCAAGAUCAUUAGUAUCUCAAUAUUCAAAUUCAUCUCCAAAAUUUAAUAUAAAUCCAUAUUCAGUGUUACCAUCUAAUUUAACUUGUGAUAUUAGUAAGUUGAACUCUGGAAUUCAGAAUUUAGCUACUGAAGGCAAAGAGAGGUGCACAAUUCAAGGUUCUUGUCCUAUUACAUAUAAUUCAAUUAGUAGGGACCAAGAUAUAAAGUUAGACUCUUUAAACACUUUGGAUUAUUCGGAUAGGUACAAAGAUGUAACUUCUAUGUAUAACCAUGGUCAUAAUGAAUAUGAGCAUGAGAAAAAGAGUGAACUUAAAACUAUUUUAUCUAACAAAUGUAUCAAUAAAAAUAUUAAGGUAUCAUCGAAAUAUUCGCAUAAGGUAUUAAACAGAGGUGAUUACUUAAUUUCAGAUGAAACAAAUGUGAUACCUACAUUAUGUUGUGAUCUAAUAGAUGAUAAGGAGAUAUCUUAUGAGCACCCAUCACUCGUUCAUAACAUUUCAAAUGGUAAAUCUAGCAAAAAUUCAGGAAAAUCAAGUAAGAGCAAUGCAAUUAGAGCUGUAUUUCAAAGUGUAUUUGGUAGAUUUUCUAACGGAAACUGCAAUCAAAUUCCACAUAUGAAAAUUAAUAGAAAAUAUGAAAUUAAUUAG
Messenger RNA from Cryptosporidium muris RN66, 2523 nucleotides. Its product is annotated as protein kinase domain-containing protein. Lineage: Eukaryota; Apicomplexa; Conoidasida; Eucoccidiorida; Cryptosporidiidae. The record is from RefSeq and is a predicted model, not a curated record. Gene Ontology annotation, molecular function: protein kinase activity; ATP binding. Gene Ontology annotation, biological process: protein phosphorylation. The coding region runs from base 1 to 2523 and encodes 840 amino acids. The transcript has a single exon.